This is a messenger RNA of Silurus meridionalis, 2805 nucleotides long. It is a transcript of the gene rbms2a, whose product is annotated as RNA binding motif, single stranded interacting protein 2a. Gene Ontology annotation, cellular component: cytosol. NCBI's taxonomy places the organism in Eukaryota, Metazoa, Chordata, Actinopteri, Siluriformes, Siluridae. The record is from RefSeq and is a predicted model, not a curated record. Gene Ontology annotation, molecular function: mRNA binding.
CAAAAGAAAGAGCAGGGAGGAGGCCCGCGAUGACCACGCCUCCUUGUUUGUGACGUCAGCGAGCAGGCUUGGCUCCAGUGUCCGCUUUGGGACGCACUCAGCGCGGGGGAAAAUGCUGCUGUCCGUACCGCCGAGGACCGCCGUCAACACGUACAACAGCAGGAACAGCAAAAAGCAGUCCUAUGUCUCCUCCGGCCUCCAGAUGGCACCACCGAGUCCCAACACUAACAGCAGCAGCGCGAGCAGUGGAGGAGGCGGUGAACAACUGAGCAAAACCAACCUCUACAUCCGCGGCCUUCACCCCGGGACCACCGACCAGGACCUGGUCAAACUCUGCCAGCCGUACGGGAAGAUCGUAUCCACCAAAGCCACUGACAAAACAACCAAUAAGUGCAAAGGUUAUGGCUUUGUUGACUUUGACAGUCCUGCAGCAGCUCAAAAAGCUGUAACAGCUCUAAAGUCCACCGGCAUUCAGGCCCAAAUGGCCAAACAACAGGAGCAGGACCCGACUAACCUGUACAUCUCCAACCUGCCCGUGUCGAUGGAUGAGCAGGAGCUGGAGUCCAUGCUGAAAUCGUUCGGUCAGGUGAUUUCCACACGAAUCCUUCGAGACGCCAACGGGACCAGCAGAGGCGUCGGGUUCGCCAGGAUGGAGUCCACAGAGAAAUGUGAAGCCAUUAUUCAACAUUUUAAUGGAAAAUAUAUUAAAACUCCACCAGGAGUGCCAGUGCCCACAGAACCGUUGUUAUGUAAAUUUGCUGACGGGGGACAAAAGAAGAGGCAGAAUCAGGGGAAGUACCUGCAGAACGGCAGGACUUGGGGCAGAGACACUGACACGGGAGGAAUGACACUAACGUACGACCCAACAGCCUUACAGAAUGGGUUUUAUUCGUCUCCGUACAGCAUCGCCCCAAACAGAAUGAUUGCUCCGACAUCUCUCUCUCCCUACAUGUCUUCCCAAGUUCCGUCAUACCAGGUUCACAGUCCGUCAUGGAUGCACCACCAAUCGUACCUCAUGCAGCCCACAGGGACCGUUUUAACCCCAACUCUGGACCACACCAUGUCCAUCCAGCCCACCUCCCUGAUGAGUCCCUUAACCCAGCAGCUCAGUCACCUCACACUAGGAAGCGCUGGAACGUACAUGCCUGCGAAUACGACUAUGCAGGGGAGUUACAUCCCUCAGUACACCUCUGUGCCCCCGUCCAGCGUCUCUGUAGAGGAGAACAGCGGAACCCAUCAACAAGUCCCCAUAGAACCCACUGCAGAUCACACCAACUACACGUACCAACACAGCAAGUGAAGCUGAGGCCGUGUGAUGGACGUGAUGAUGCGGUGGGGAGGUGUGGAUGUGAUGCGGCGGGUAAUGGUGCUUUGUCUGUGAGGUAAUCAAGUUUCCCGCUGACGUGCAGAACGAGAAACAUGGAUACAAACACAGAUGAACAAAGCAACACUUUUUUUGUAGAGUAGAAAUGAAAAACAGACUUCACUUAUCUUUCACUCAGCCAAAAGGUGGGAGAUUUCAGAGAAGGAGCUUUCUUCCAUUUUGAUAACUAAAGAAAAAAAAACAAGAAUAAUAUAAAUUCCUGAAAAGGUGAAGAGACACAUUGUGUUAGAGUCAUGUAUUCAUGAGAGAGAGAGAGAGAGAGAGAGAGAUUGUGUAACACCACCACCCUUUCUUCAUUGUUUUUUUUUCUUUUUUUUUGGAAAAUAUGCAAGUGUUUUUAAUUUUUGUUUGUGUUACUUUUGUUUUUCAGCAGCAGCUUGAGAUAUUUUUGUACUGAAACAUGAACAAUGCAUUUUAUUUUAUUUGUCAUUAGUUUAGUGUUUUUAAUUUUUAUUUUUGCUACAGGUGAACCAUUUAAAGUCACUUCUUUAUCAAAGUAAAAAAAAAUUUAACAAAUACUUUCUUUUUAUUUAUUUAUUUUUUUUAAUGCAACAGACAAUCAUUUUUUUAUAAAACAAUUUAUGUGGCUUUAAUCAUGAAGUCAGGACCUCAAAUAAUAAGUAAGUAAAAUACAGAAAAUUGUAGUAAAAGAAGUGACUUUAAGUGAUUUUUUCAUUAAACAAAAAGCAAAAAGCCCAAAUUGUCCUUCACAUCAUCAUUAUAGUGUCACAACAAGACAAGCGUCAUGACGAUGUGAAAUACUGUGAUGAAAAAAACUUUCUCUGUGAUGUGAAAUAAUUUGGGUUAAUUACAAAAAAAUUUUUUUUUUGGUGCUGGGUUUAAUUCUUAAAUAGUUUAAUUCACAGGAAAACAGUAAACACGGCCUUGAAAAGAUUUUUUUUUUUUGGCAUUUUGUCUUUUUGUAGUGAUUUUUGUAGUGUGCAUGUUUCUUUUGUUUUUCUGUACCAUCCAAUUAAAAAAAAUCUAAUAGAGGAAUAGAAAUUGCGUAGCUCUGUAGGAAAGGAACACUGACAGCAAUUUUUCUUUAGCCACCAAAAAUUCACUUUUCACUUCUCAAUUUUUUUAAAUAAAAUAAAUUAUUUUUCUUAAAAAAGAUUUAAUUCAGUAAAGUUUAUCAAGCUUCAUCAUGAUGUCUGAAUGCAAAAUAAGGGCUUAUUUUCUAUUAAAAUAAUGUUUAAUAUGCAGAACAUCUUUAAGUAUAUCAAUGUAAAUAACAAAAAAAGAAAAAAAAUCCAAAAAUAAGUAAAUAAAUGCUAAUUUAAAUUUUUGUAAUUUUGCAUCGGUAUGAUUUUUUUAAAUAUAAUUGGUUGAGAAUAAAGAUAAUUUAAUGUAAUUUGCUUUUUAAAAAUGAAAUAAUUAAGCUAAUUUUUUCACUGCAUACUGUACGUGUUUUUAUUUUU